Camelina sativa (false flax) is the source of this 665-nucleotide messenger RNA. The record is from RefSeq and is a predicted model, not a curated record. Lineage: Eukaryota; Viridiplantae; Streptophyta; Magnoliopsida; Brassicales; Brassicaceae.
GGACCAGAGAUACCGUUUGAGAUGACGAUUAAAUUAUGUUAUCAUCAUCGCCGGCGGUCAUCACCGCCGCACAUCCACCUCCGUCGUCAGAAACGUACCAAAUUCCUCUAUCCUCGCCGUCGCCGCAGAUUAUUACCCGCCGAGACCUGUUCAAGACUCUCUCCGUAUGUAUCGCCACACCAUCAUCACUCACCGUCGCACCAGCCAACGCACGCGGCCUCUUUCAAAUGCCGCCUCUCCGUCUCUCUAAUCGUUAUUACCUUGUGAGGGCUGGGGAAUCUGAUUACGAAAGCUUAGGGAUCAUCAACACAAACCCGGUGGCCAAAACAUCGGUUGAUAGUGGAUUAUCAGAUAAAGGUAAGAAGCAGACUGUGAGAGCUGCGUUACAGUUAAAGGCAAUGGGAGCUUGUGAUCGAAACUGUUGGCUUUGGCCUUCCAUUACACAGAGAGCUUAUCAGGCUGCUGAAAUCAUUGCCUCCAUCAAUGGGAUUAGUCGCAGGGGUAAAAUUGUCAUUUCUAUCCAAGACUAUUCCAAUGUGGUUAGUUACCGGUUUACUCGAUUCAAAUUCAGAAACGAACCAAUUAUCAAAACCGGAAUGUGCGGUUCACAAUUGUGGCUUUGUUUUGUAUCCCUUAAAACACGGAGGACCAGAGAUACCGUUUGA